Syzygium oleosum is the source of this 1803-nucleotide messenger RNA. RefSeq names its product probable protein phosphatase 2C 27. Lineage: Eukaryota; Viridiplantae; Streptophyta; Magnoliopsida; Myrtales; Myrtaceae. The coding region runs from base 190 to 1344 and encodes 384 amino acids. The record is from RefSeq and is a predicted model, not a curated record. The transcript is spliced from 4 exons. Gene Ontology annotation, molecular function: protein serine/threonine phosphatase activity. Gene Ontology annotation, biological process: protein dephosphorylation.
GAAAAACAGAGCAGCCUCCACUGAUAUACCUCAGAAUCUUCUCUCCAAGCCCACUAUUUUCCUUCCACCCUUUCUAAAUUGUCGGUUCUGUUCCUCCAGAUACCUCCCCCAGCAAGAGCACCACCACCAACAGCAGCAGCACCAACCCAAGUUGCUGGCUUAAACAGCUGAGGAGGAGAGAAGUCAGCCAUGUGUGUUCAGGAUGGUGAGCAGGAGAUGGAGGAUCUUGAUUCCAGCAACAGCAAGUCCUGGCCCUCGCAUUGCGAAAUGUUGCAUACCCAGAUGGAGAAUCUCGACAGGCAGCCUCCUGUUGUGUGCCCCGCCGACCAGGCUGGCCUUCGCAGUUCAUUCCCACUGGAAAGCAUUUGUGAGGAAAACGUGGCAUUAGAGAAAAGACUGAACAUGUUAGGCAACUUCAUACCCAAGCUUAGGUCAGGAGAGUGGUCUGAUAUCGGUGGUCGGCCCCAUAUGGAGGAUACCCAUGUUUGCAUUGGCAAUCUGGCUACGACUUUUGGCUACGAUAAGCUUAAUCAGGAAGUUGUUUCUCUCUAUGGCGUAUUUGAUGGGCAUAUGGGAAAGGCGGCUGCACAGUUUGUCCGCGACCAUUUGCCUAGAGUUAUAGUUGAGGAUUCUGAUUUCCCUCUAGAGCUUGAGAAAGUCGUCGUGAGAUCAUUCAAAGAGGUUGAUGCUGCAUUUGCAAAGUCAUGCACACUCGAGACUGCCUUGUCCUCUGGGACGACUGCACUUACUGCGAUGAUAUUUGGCAGGAAUGCUUUCAACAGGUCUUUAUUGGUGGCAAACGCUGGUGAUUGCCGGGCUGUACUCUCACGACGAGGAGUUGCUUUGGAAAUGUCUAAAGACCACAGGCCCUGCUGUACGAGAGAGAAGGUGAGGAUUGAGUCCUUGGGUGGUUUUGUUGACGAUGGCUAUCUGAAUGGUCUGUUAGCUGUCACACGUGCAUUGGGAGAUUGGCAUCUCGAAGGUAUGAAGGAAAUGAGCGGAGUUGGCGGGCCAUUAAGUGCCGAACCAGAGCUUAAGUUGGUGACGUUGAAUAAAGAAGAUGAGUUUUUGAUAAUCGGAAGCGAUGGGAUGUGGGAUUCCUUUACUAGCCAGAAUGCCAUAGAUUUUGCCAGGAGGCGGCUCCAAGAGCACAAUGAUGUGAAAUUAUGCUGCAAAGAGGUAGUCGAAGAAGCAAUAAAGAGAGGAGCAACCGAUAAUUUGACGGUCGUGAUAGUGAGUUUUCACUUGGAGCGGCCUCCACAGCUGGUGGCACCAAAGGGUAGAGUAAGGAGAAGUAUCUUCGUCGAAGGACUUCAGAACGUCAAAUGCUUUUUGGAAGGAUGAUAUUAUACAAAUUAUCUGAAGGUCAUGCAGUUUUCAAGAUGAGAAAUAAAUUAGACGAGUGGGAAAUAAAUGUAGUCAGGUUACAUGGUUGAUUGGUGAGAGUUCCCUGCGUAUGUAUAGUUCAUUCCGGUAAUAGAAGCCAUCUUUUUUUUUUCACCCUUUUUUCUCUUCUGCUUCUUUCUUUUGGCAUUGAGAUGGAGAAGCUCGAAGUUAGCGAGGUUUCAUUUUUUCGGUCAUGAGAUCGUAACUUUUCUUUCUAAUUGGCACUGGAACAAGCUCGAGAUGAUUCCUGAGAGGAACUUUGUUGUAUUCUUCGGCAGGGGAUGAUGAUGAUAAGGAUCAUGAUAUCAAGACAAUUGUCAGAUGUUCAUGUAGCUUGGAAUUUGUACAUAUCGACUUUCCUUGUUGAGACUUCCCCUUUCAUGAUUAUUGCCCUCCACACAUUUGUGGGUCAUUCCA